Anisakis simplex (herring worm) is the source of this 921-nucleotide messenger RNA. Lineage: Eukaryota; Metazoa; Nematoda; Chromadorea; Rhabditida; Anisakidae. The record is from the annotation of a GenBank genome assembly.
AUGUGGAAUUCAGAUUGUUGUUGGUUCUUAGUGACGUUUUGUAGUGCGUUAUCGGAAACGAAUCCGAAAUUUCAGCUCGAUGAACGUAAAAAGGAGAAGCAACGAAAACUGUUGUUGGAUGCGAGUGAUAUGUUGAUGGGUACAACCGUAAUUGAAGACUUCGACGAGGAACCACAUGUAAAUCAACCAAAAACGGAUGAACAAGUAGUUCCGAAUAAAAUGGAAAAUAUUGAGAAGAAAAAACCGUUGAGUUGGCCUGAACCAGGCAAUCGACACGAAUACGAUUACGACGACGAUAUUGUGGAGUAUAAGGAAAGUGAUUCGCUUGAUGAAGCAAAUCAAAAACCUCUAGCAUAUACCUCGGAAAUUAAUCAUUUCAUUAGCAAAAAAAAGAAUGAACCGACCACAAUAUUUGAGUCGUACGACCAUCAUUUGACGCCUUUCUCGAGCACGAUUCGCGUUCCGCCGACCGUUGAAGAAAUCCUUGAAUCACCGGCGUCUCUCUCACCGAUUUCAGAGGCAAACGAAAAUCUGGAUAAGCUGAGUGAAUCUGCAGCCGUAACUGAAACGACUUCCUCAACGUUGUCAACUCCCGAGAAAGUGUCACCGUCGACGAUCGAUAUGUCCCCGCCUCGUUUCAUCCCAACGAAUGACACAAAUAAAGUGGUUUCACAAGUGAUACCUGAGGACGAAGAAUUACCGACCACAGCAGUUGCUGAAAAACGUGACAGUGUUGGGGUUAGCAGCCAAAGGAGGAAACCGGAUGAGAGGGUGACGGAGAAAGAGCAUGCUGAUGAUGAACGAGACACACCACAAGGUCAUGUGGAUGCGGUUGUUUUGGAAAGGUUUGUGCCGUUACAUUGCCAUGAUCUUGAUCCACAGCAUGCGAUUCAAGUCAAAGAUAUGUUAGCGAUAGCAUGA